AUGGCAGCCACGACUUUCUCUCCGCCGCCCACCACCAUCCCCGAUACUCUUCCCUCGCCUGCGUCGUCGUCCAACAGGAUGACCAACAGGAUGACGAACCGGUAUUCCGUCAAUGCCAUGUACUCUCUCGCCGCGGAGCAAGAUGUCGAUAUCGAAGACGACUUGGCGAGGGCUCAGAAACGAUUGAGGGAACUGAAAGCGAGAAUAUCAGCACAGUCCAAGAAGAAUUUCGUGUUGGAACGUGACGUCCGAUACCUCGAUUCUAGGAUCGCCCUCUUGAUUCAAAAUCGCAUGGCAGCAGAUGAAAAGAGGGAAGUCGCGGAGACACUGGAAGAAGUCGAUGAGGAUGAAGGUCUUUGGCCCGACGAGAAGAGAAUGAGCCAAUAUGCCAAUCUCUUCUUCUUGCUUCAGAGCGAGCCUCGACACGUUGCCAGUCUGUGUAGACUCGUAUCGCUCACAGAGAUCGACACGCUGUUGCAGACGGUCAUGUUCACCCUCUACGGAAAUCAGUACGAACAGAGGGAAGAGCACUUGCUCUUGACAAUGUUCCAGUCUGUCUUAUCCGCUCAAUUCGAAACCACAUCCGAGUUUGGCUCCCUUCUCCGUGCCAACACACCCGUCUCACGGAUGAUGACGACCUAUACCCGUCGAGGUCCCGGUCAAAGUUAUCUCAAGAGCGUCCUAGCGGACAGGAUCAACUCCUUGAUAGAGCACAAGGAUCUGAACUUGGAGAUCAAUCCGCUCAAGGUGUACGAGCAAAUGAUUCAGCAGAUUGAGGAGGACACUGGAACUCUUCCUCCAUCACUGCCUCGUGGUGUCCCGCCCGAGACCGCUGCUGCAAACUCCGACGUUCAAGCUAUCAUCGUUCCUCGUCUCACAAUGUUGAUGGAGAUCGCCAACACGUUCCUCAGUACCAUCAUCGAGAGCUUGGACACGGUGCCCUACGGCAUCAGGUGGAUCUGCAAGCAGAUCAGGAGCUUGACGAGGCGCAAAUACCCGGAAGCUUCCGAUGCGUCCAUAUGUUCCCUUAUUGGAGGAUUCUUCUUCCUCCGGUUCAUCAACCCCGCCAUCGUCACUCCUCAAGCGUACAUGUUGGUCGAUGGAGUCCCUGCAAAGCACCCCAGACGGACGUUGACAUUGAUCGCCAAGAUGCUGCAGAAUCUUGCGAAUAAACCAUCCUACGCAAAGGAGCAGUAUAUGAUGUCUCUCAAUCCAUUCGUCGAGACCAACAAGGUCAGGAUGAAUCAAUUCUUGAAUGCCCUAUGUGAGGUUGGGGACUUUUACGAUUCAUUGGAGCUCGACCAGUACAUGGCACUUUCGAAGAAGGAUCUGCAAAUCAACAUCACCUUGAAUGAACUGUAUAACACCCACUCAUUGCUGAUGCAACACAUGGACGUGCUGUCACCUAACCAGAAACAUCACCUCCGAAUCUUGCUCGAUGAACUUGGCACUGCGCCGGCUCAAGUCCCUCGAAAGGAGAACAGGUCGAUUGAGCUUCCCCUCUACUCUCGCUGGGAGACUCCCAUCCAAGACCUAUCUGCUGCUCUCAUGUCGGACAGCGUGACUCAAAACGAUAUCAACUACAUGGAAGCCAAGUCCAUCUUUGUUCAACUUUUGCGAUCGAUGCCUAAUCUCGCUGAGAAGCGGCCUAUCGACCUACCCGCGCUGGCGGAAAAGGCAGCAACGUCAAAAGAUCCGAUGCUCGUGAGAAGAGGUAUCAAGGUUCAGAACCUCCUCGCGGAGUUGGAUGCCGCGAAAGUCGUUGAUAAAUCGGAUGAUUACAAGAUCAUCCAGGAUGAAGUGGCGGCAGAGAUGGUCCACUUGGGCAACGCAAAGGAAAAAGUGGUGCUUGAGACCAGGUCCCUCGAAGCGGUCUACAAGACCAUUGGAGAUCACAACAAUUAUCUCAGGAGUCAAUUGGAACAGUACAAGGCGUACCUCCAGAAUGUUCGGCUCACAACGGCCAAAGACAAGCAUGCGGGUGGAGUCGGCGUGGUCAGUGUCAAUGGCAAAGAGAAGAAGCCCGUCAAGACGACUGUUCUGGGGCCCUACAGAUUCACGCAUACGCAAUUUGAGAAGGAGGGUAUCAUCAUGGAGAGUAAUGUCCCAGAGAGCAGACGGAUCAACAUCUACUUUAACAUUACUUCGCCGACUCCUGGAACGUUCAUCAUUGCCCUUCAUUUCAAGGGGAGAGAAAAGCCUAUAUUGGAGAUGGAUCUGAAGAUUGACGAUCUGUUGGAGAAACAAAAAGACAACCAAGCCAUGCUUGAUCUGGAAUAUGUACAGCUGAAUGUACCAAAAGUCUUGGCUCUUUUUAACAAGCUGUUCUCUAAACGACGUUGA
Molecule: messenger RNA, 2343 nt
Organism: Kockovaella imperatae
Lineage: Eukaryota; Fungi; Basidiomycota; Tremellomycetes; Tremellales; Cuniculitremaceae
Product: Rho GTPase activation protein
Exons: 10
Coding region: 1-2343 (780 amino acids)
Biological process (GO): regulation of actin cytoskeleton organization; regulation of GTPase activity
Cellular component (GO): cell cortex
Molecular function (GO): GTPase activator activity; protein binding
Source: RefSeq, a predicted model, not a curated record